Carassius auratus (goldfish) is the source of this 1652-nucleotide messenger RNA. Its product is annotated as zinc-binding protein A33-like. Lineage: Eukaryota; Metazoa; Chordata; Actinopteri; Cypriniformes; Cyprinidae. The transcript has 6 exons. Gene Ontology annotation, molecular function: protein binding; zinc ion binding. The record is from RefSeq and is a predicted model, not a curated record. The coding region runs from base 180 to 1511 and encodes 443 amino acids.
UAUCUCAAAAGCGAAAAGGAAUCAGCGAUCAGUGGAGAAGGAAUAGAAACACUUUCUAAGAUUUAUGAGGAUUUUGUUUCUAAACAGACAACAGAUCUUUGUGAUUCUUAUGGGGAUUUAUUUUUAAAACCAUAUUUCAGAAAGUGAAAGUUCAGAUCGCCGGAGCUCAAAGAGGGAAAAUGGCUUCACAAUCUCAAAACGAAUAUAGUUGUCCCGUGUGCUAUGAAAUCUUUAAGGAUCCUGUUCUUUUAUCAUGUAGUCACAGUGUCUGUAAAGAGUGUCUUCAGCAGUUUUGGAGAAUCAAGAAAACUCCGGAGUGUCCUGUCUGCAGGAGAAGAUCCUCAAAUCAACAUCCUCCUCUUAAUCUUGCAUUAAAAAACUUGUGCGAGUCACUUCUGAAUGAAAGAAAGGAGAGGCGUACAUCAGGAUCUGAGGAGAUCUGUAGUUUACAUGGAGAGAAACUCAAUCUCUUCUGUCUGGAGGACAAACAACCGGGGUGUUUACUGUGUAGAGAUUCACAACAACAUGACAAUCACAAAUUCAGACCCAUCAGUGAAGUUGUUCCAUCAUAUAAGGAGGAACUCAGUAAAGCACUGAAGCCUUUACAAGAUAAACUUAAAGACAAUGAAAAAAUGAAAGGAGAGUUUGAAAAAUCUCAAGCUGAGCACACAGAGCUUCAGAUUAAACUGCAGUUUGAGAAACUUCAUCAGUUUCUCAGACAUGAAGAAUCAGCUACAAUCACUGCGCUGAGGAAGGAAGAGGAGCAGAAGAUGCAGAUGAUGAAGGAGAAGCUGGAGGAGAUCAACAGACACAUCUCAGCUCUUUCACAGACAGUCAAAAACACAGAGGAGAGGAUGAUAGCCAGUGAUGUCCGUUUCCUAAAGGAGUUUCCAGUCUCAAUGGAAAGAGUCCAGAUCUCACAGCCGGAUCCACAGACACCUUCUGGAGCCUUGAUUAAUGUGCCACGAUAUUUGGGAAACCUGUCCUUCAGAGUCUGGAAGAAGAUGCAAAAAAUUGUCCAAAACACUCCUGUGAUUCUGGAUCCAAACAGUGCAAAUCCAUUUCUCAUCCUGUCUGAUGAUCUGACCAGUGUGAGAAGAAGUCAGAGAAAACAACCUCUUCCAGAUAAUCCAGAGAGAUUCGACGAAUAUUGCUGUGUUUUUGGUUCAGAGGGUUUCAACUCAGGAAAACACCGUUGGGAUGUGCAGGUUAAAGAGAGUUCAGACUGGAAUCUUGGAGUAACUACAGCAUCAAACAAAAGAAAAGGACGUGAUUUCUUCAAGACUGAUGUCUGGUGUGUGUUCUAUGGACUGUUUUUAGGGUCUGGUUUUCAUGUUAAACAGAAGCUUGAGCUUGUGAGAGUGGAUCUGGACUAUGACAAAGGAAUUUUGUCUUUCUCUGAUCCUGUGACUAAUAGACAUCUACACACAUUCACAGCCAACUUCACUGACACUGUCUUGCCAUUUUUUGAAUUUUCUUCCUCUCUUAAGAUCUUACCAAUCAGUAAGUAGUAAGUGAACAUUACACCUGUUGUUCUGGAUGUGUCUGUUUUUAUCAUGUUUCAGCAUUUAUUUGGUAACAAUUUACAAUAAUGGUACAUGAAUAACCAUGUACUAAUACCUGAUUCAGUACAUACUUCAACAUCGACUCAU